This is a messenger RNA of Caenorhabditis elegans, 232 nucleotides long. The record is from the annotation of a RefSeq genome assembly. NCBI's taxonomy places the organism in Eukaryota, Metazoa, Nematoda, Chromadorea, Rhabditida, Rhabditidae.
GGGCUUUUGUUAAUUCGUUUCAAUGCAUGAAAAUUUGUUUCGAGCCAGCGAACGUCCCUAAAAGUUCCGUCUUGAUCUAGAAAUUUGACAAGAUUUUAUCAUAUUCUAUGAUUUUCGUAAAACCAAGCAAAAAGCUGUUAUAACUGAUAUUUUCAUUUUAUGCUUGGUUACCUCUUCGUCAUACGCACCUCUGCCCACCUCCACAUUCUCCUCCUUUUUUUUUUGUUCAUAA